Messenger RNA from Gaeumannomyces tritici R3-111a-1, 264 nucleotides. RefSeq lists its product as hypothetical. Bases 1 to 264 code for a protein of 87 amino acids. The transcript has 2 exons. The record is from RefSeq and is a predicted model, not a curated record. NCBI's taxonomy places the organism in Eukaryota, Fungi, Ascomycota, Sordariomycetes, Magnaporthales, Magnaporthaceae.
AUGAUGGGUUUCCCGCUAGCACAGCGAUGCUUGAACUUGCGGGCGGCACAGCAGCGCUGGAACCAAAAGGUUCCACCGUUGCACGUCGCCCAGGCCCUCAAGCCAGUGGCCCCCCGCCAGAGGAGCCCGCCCGCUAUUUACGCACACCAGCUAAUCAACCGCCUGGAGGUGGCCUGUGGACGCGAAUGCCGGAAAGGGCCGUGGAUCGUGGCCAUGCUGGCGUGUGUAUGCGCUUGCGUGUGGGAUGUCAUCCCGGUUAAGUAG